Tauraco erythrolophus (red-crested turaco) is the source of this 8982-nucleotide messenger RNA. The record is from RefSeq and is a predicted model, not a curated record. Lineage: Eukaryota; Metazoa; Chordata; Aves; Musophagiformes; Musophagidae.
AGCUUUUUAAUGGAACUGGCUGCAGGCAAAGGUCAGCUGGGAGAUAUUGAAAACUUAGCUGUUAAAUAUGGAAGGAUCAGUCCCAGCAAAUAUUCUGAGAUCCAGAUCUGGCUGGAAGAGAUCAACAGCAGGUGGGAACGCAUGGAAACUCUGAAGGAGGAGAAGGGCUCUGAGCUGAUUGGAGUGGCUGAUGUGAGGACCUUUCUUCAGGACUGUCAGAGCGUAGGAGUACUACUGCAAGACAAGAUGGUCCAACUCAGGGAUCUGGAACCAGGGAACUCACCAGCUGGGCUGGAGUCAGACAAGCGCAAACUGUCUACAGUGGAGAGAGAGGUCCUGGUGAUAGAGAGGAAAAUUGAAUACUUGAGGAGCGUUGCAAAAUCGAUUAAGGACACUAACCCUGCAGAGAGCAGGGCCAUCACUGAGCAGGUGCAGAACAUGGAGAGGCUUCUGGCAAAGUUCAAGCAGGAGACCCAGAAGAAGCAGGACAUUCUGCAGCAGGCCCAAAACCAACAGUCCUUCCUUCAAGACAGCCGCAGGCUGCUGCUGUGGGCGGAAGGCAUUCAGGAGAAACUGAGCAGUGAAGAAAUGGGUGUGGAUGUGGCUUCUGCAGAGCAAUUGCUGAAGGAGCAUCAGGACCUGCUGAAAGAAAUUAGGUCUCAGAAAGAAAGAUUUGUGCAGCUGGAAGAGCUAGGUCGCAAAGUAAUCCACGAACAACCCAGUAACAGCAGGACCAUAGAUGUACACCACUCCAUAGAGAGGCUUGCCAAGGAGAACAAACAGCUGGAGAAAAUGUGGGAACAGCGACAGAAAAAGCUGCAGGAUGGCCUGGAAUUGCAGAAGUUCAAUAGAGAGGGAGAUCGUAUCAAUGCAGCCCUCUCUGGACACGAGGCCUUUCUCCGGGGGCAUGACCUUGGGGACCACGUAGAUGCUGUUCGAAGCCUGCUGAAGCAGCAUCAGGAAUUUGAACAACUGCUGAUGGCACUGAAGAAACGAGUUGAAGCACUUAAUGGAAAUGGGGUGAACCUAAUAAAGAGCAGGCACUUUGCAUCUCACAUUAUUGAAGAGAGAAUGGUCACUCUCCAGCGAAGGUGGGAGCAGCUGAUACAAAGCAACGCCGAGAGAAAGCAGAGGUUGUUGGAAUCCCUACAGCUGCAGGAGUUUAAUCGUGAUGCUGCUGAGCUUUUGAUAUGGAUGGAAGAGAAGUACAAGAUUGCAUCAGAUGAAUCCUAUCGUGAUCCAACAAAUGUUCUACGCAAACUGAAGUGGCACGAGGCUGCUGAGAAGGAAAUGAUGGCUAAUGAGGAGCACUUUGCAACACUGAUAAAGAAAGGAAACCAACUGAUUCAAGACAACCAUUAUGCUGCAGUUUCUAUCCAGGAGAAGAUGUCAGAGCUUCAAAAGAAAUGGAAGGAAUUGUAUGGCAAAAUGAUAGAGCGAGGUGACAAGCUGAGACAAGCUGGGCAGCAAGAACAGCUCAUGGAACUGCUCCAGGAUGCCAAAAAGAAGAUAGAGAAAAUUGAGAAAGUUCUUCAGGAAUCUGAGACAGGCCAUGAUUUGCGCUCCAGCCGUGACCUACUCAAGCAGCACAGACAGCUGGAAAACGAGACACGUGAGCUGGCAGAGAAAAUGAACUCUAUCGUAUCUCAUGCGAGGAAAAUGGCCACCAAUCACUUUGACUCCCAGAGGAUUCUAGAUGAAACACAGAAAUAUCUGAAAAGGUUUGAGUCGUUGCAAGCACCUCUUGACGAGAGGCGCAAGUUGUUGGAAGCUGCAGUGGAUCUCUAUGAGUUCUACCAUUAUCAUGACAUGGAACUGAACUGGAUUAAUGAGCGAUUGCCUAUUGCCCAUUCCACCAAUUGUGGGAAGUCCUUGGAUGUGGCUCAAAGCCUGUUUCAAAAGCACAAGGAACUGCAGGCAGAAGUGAAUGCCCACAAACAGCAAGUCCAGCGCGUCCUGGAUAAAGGAAAGACCAUGGUUGUAGGCCAGCAUCCAUCAGCUCAGAAAAUAAGUGAGAAAUGCCAGGAGCUUGUGACUGCCUGGCAGGGCUUGGAGAAGGCCUGUGAGGAAAGGAUGAAGCAGCUGCAGCACUCAGUUGGCUUCCAAGAGUUUUUAAUGAAUACUUCAGACCUGGAGGCUUGGGUAGCAGAAAAAUAUCCACUUGUGACAAGCAAGGACUAUGGUAAGGAUGAAGAUGGAACACUGAAACUCCUCAAGAAACACAAGGCACUGGAGCAUGAGAUUGCCAUUUACCAAGAUUUGAUGAAAGAACUGAGUGAAAGUGCCCAAACACUUCCUCUUGUGGGCUCCAUCGAGUAUUUUGAGGUUGAUGCACCAAAGGAACAAGUUCAUUCAAGACUCCAAGAGCUGCAGGAACUAGCAGCAGCAAGAGGGAAGAAGCUGGAUGAAACUCUUGUCUUGCAUGAGUUUCUACGAGAAUAUGAAGAUCUGCAAGACUGGAUCAUUCAGCAGAAACAAACAGCCAGCUCGGAAGACUAUGGAAAUGAUUAUGAACAUAUCUUGCAACUUUGUGCCAAAUAUGACACAUUCCGACACCAGUUGGAAGCAGCUGGGAAAAGAGUUGUGGCUUGCCAGCAGCUGGCAAACAACUUGCUGAACUGUGGGCAUUCUGAGUCUCGGGAAAUUCGGCAGAAGCAGAAAGAACUAAGGAACUCCUGGGAGGAGCUGUUGGAAAUUACCAGAUUACGAGGUGAGCGGCUGAGAGAUGCUGAAGCAAUUCACAAGUGCUACCAAGAUCUGACAGAUGCUGUGGCCCAUAUUGAGGAGAAGUCCAAAAGCAUUCCAGAUGAUGUUGCUAAGGACAUGAGAGGAGUGCAAACUCAGCUUCGGAACCAUGUGGCCCUGGAGCACGAGCUCUCUGGGAAUGAGCAGCAGCUGCAGGAGCUGAUCCAUUCUGCAGAUCGCAUGCUGACCCAUUGCUCGAAGAGGCAGGUGGAAGAUCUGAAAGCAAAGCAGCAGGCAAUAGUGACCAACUGGAAGGCCCUGAAGUCUAAAGUGGAACUGCGCAAGAAACUUCUGGAACAAGCAUACAAGCUUUACCAGUUUCAGGCACAUGUGUGGGACUAUUUCUCAUGGACAGCAGAAAUAAUAAGGGAAAUGAGAGCCAAGGAGACAAUUCGGGACAUAUCUACUAGCAGCCUGAGACUUACCCAGCAUCAACAGCUACUGGCAGAGAUUGAAGCACGAGAAGAGAAGUAUAACCAUGUUGUACAGCUAGGACAGUCACUCUUGCAAGAUGAUGAAAUAGGAUCAAAAGAGAUUCAGAAGAAGCUACAGGCUCUGUUGGAAGAGAAAGAAAAUGUAUACAAUGAAUGGAAACAGAAGAAGGAGUGGCUGGAGAAAAUACACCAAGAACAAAUGUUCUACAAGGAUUGGGAUCAUCUGGACAUGCUUCUGAAUUCACAGGAGAUUUAUUUGAAAAGCAGUGACCUCGGAAGCUCUGUGGAUGAAGUAGAGCAACUGAUAAGGAAACAUGAGGCUUUUGAGAAGCUUCUGUCAUCACAGGAUGAGAAGAUGAUGUCUCUUCAAGAACAGGCAAGCAGGCUAGGAAAGGUUGGUGGACUGGAAGGGCUAAAGAUCCAGCACAAACUGAACACCAUUCGUGAAAGGAGGCAGCAGAUCAAGAAUCUAUCCCAGAGUAGGAGAGAGAAGCUACAGACUGCCCUUCUUCUGGCUCUUUUCUACCAGAACUUGGAAGAGGCAGAAGACUGGAUCAGUGAGCGCAUGCAGAAACUAGAGGAUCCUACCAUACAAGACCCCAGCAAUCUACAGGACAAAAUGAAGCUGCUGCAGAAACAUCAGGUCUUUGAGGCAGAGAUUCUAGCGAAUGAAGAAAUCAUCACAGCUGUUAAUAAGAAAGGAGAAGCCCUGGUACUAAAAGCCCACCCAAAAUCAGGAGAGAUUCGUCGCCAAGUCCGCAUGCUUCAGGAGCAUUGGGAGAAGUUGAAGAAAGCUGUUGCUGCCCGUGGAAAGAUGCUGGAGGACAGCCGGGACUUCCUGGAAUUUCUCCAGAAGGUGGAUCAGGUGGAAGCCUGGAUCAGGGAGAAGGAAGUCAUGAUUAAUGUAGGUGAUGUGGGAAAUGACUAUGAACACUGCCUGCAGCUCAUGAAAAAGCUGAAUGAGUUCCGUGGAGCAACAUCAGGGGAGAUGACAGUGGACGAUGCUCACAUCAGGGCUAUCAAUGCCCUGGCCAUGAAACUGGAGAGAAAAAACAAGGAAGAAACAAAGACAAUAUAUGAGCGCCGGAAGCAGCUCAAUGAGAAGUGGAAUAGUUUCCAUGGUAACCUGAAUACAUACAGGAAGAAGUUAGAGGGAGCCCUAGAGAUUCAUGCUUUAAUCAGAGAAAUUGAUGACAUCACAGAGAGAAUUACCGAGAAGAGUGUACUAAUACAAGCACUGGAUUAUGGGAAAGAUGUGGAAAGUGUGGAAAACCUGAUUCGAAGGCAUGAAGAGAUGGAGAGAGAAAUCAGUGUUAUUAAGUCCAAAAUGGAGCCAUUGGAAUUGGAAUAUUUCCGCCUUUCCACAAGGAAUCCAUCCAUAAAUGACAAACUGACUACAAAGCAACAGGAGAUGAAAAACAACUGGCUACGACUCCAGGGACAAGCCAAGCAAAGGAAGGAGAAGCUGGCAGCCUCAUAUAAGUUGCAGAAGUUUAACAUGGAGAUGAAGGAGAUGCUAGAUUGGACCCAAAACAUCAGAGGCUUAAUGGAAGCAGGGGGGCUUCCUAAAAGUACAAAUGAAGCAGAAAGCAUGAUUGAGGAGCACCAGGAGAGAAAGGAGGAGAUUGAAGCACGAGUGGAAAGUUUCAACUCUCUCAGUAGCUAUGGUCAAGAACUUGCCAAUUCUGGUCACUAUGCAACCCCUGAGAUCCACCAAUCCCUCUCCAGACUACAGCAAGCCUGGUCUGAAUUGAUCCAAGCAUGGCAGGAACAACAUAUAAAAUUGCUUCAGGCGCAAGAUUUACAGAAAUUCUACGGCUAUGUGGAACAAACUGAGAGCUGGCUCAGCAGCAAAGAGGCUUUCUUGGCCAAUGAGGACUUAGGGGACUCGGUGUCUAGUGUGGAGAGCCUACAGCGGAAACACACGCAGUUUGAAAAAGCCCUGGAAGCUCAGAUGGAGAAAAUUGAUGAGAUGGCUUCAUUUGCUCAGCAGCUAACACAAAACAAGCAUUAUGACUCGGACAACAUCACCAACAGAUGCCAGGCCGUUCUGAGGAGAAAAGAGAAACUUCUGGAGAAUGCUGCUGCUCGCAGACAUCUGCUAGAGGAAUCAAGGCUUCUGCAGAAGUUGCUGAGGAAUUCCUUUGAGGUGGCUGCCUGGAUCAAUGAGAAGAACAACAUUGCCCAGGAUGAUAGCUGGAAGGAUCCAAGCAAUCUUCAGACCAAACUGCAGAAGCAUCAGACUUUCCAAGCAGAGAUCAUGGCCAAUAGAAAUCGCCUCGACUCCAUCAAAUCUGAAGGAGAGAAGAUGCUCCGUCAGAAGCAUUAUGCCCCUGAAGCCAUUCAGUCCAGACUACAAGAAAUGGAAGAACUAUGGGAGGAACUGCUAGCAAGUUGCCAGGAUAAACGGACCAAGCUGCAGGAUGCUUACAAGGGCCUUCAUUUUCAGCGAAGUAUAGAGGAUAUGGAGAAAUGGUUGGAAGAUGUGGAAAAUGAGUUGAAAGCACCAUAUAGUAACAAUGAUCUGGUGGUUUUGAACAGUCAUCUGAAGAAACAAGAGGAACUGGAGGCAGAUAUUGCUGGCCAUGGGGACCGGCUACAAGAGCUUGUGGUCACAGCUCAGCAGUUCCAGAAAGAGAAGCAUUUCCUUGCUGAUGAACUAGAAGAGAGAGUGGAUCAACUGGUGCAGAGGUACAAAAGUCUACGUGAUCCACUGCAGGAGAGACGUGCGAGUCUGGAGGCAAGCAGACUUCAGUACCAGUUCUUCCGAGAUGUUGAUGAGGAGUUGGCCUGGGUUCAUGAGAAACUCCCCAUGGCUUCCUCCAGGGAUUACGGCCAAUCCCUGGCAACUGUUCAGAGUCUACAAGAAAAGCACCAGAAUUUGGAGAAUGAGAUAAGCAGUCGGGAUGCUUUGACCAAAGCAGUGCUCAGUACAGGGCAAAAACUGGUAAGAGGAGGCCACUCAGCCUCUCGCAAGAUUAUGGAGCAUCUGAAGGAGCUUGAGACUUCUGUAGAAACCUUGAAGGCAGAAGCUCAAGAGAGGAGACAGCGGCUCAUACAGUCAUAUGAGGCCCAUCAGUUCCUGAAUGAGCUACUGGAGGUGGAGGCAUGGCUGGCAGAGAGGAGCUUCAUUCUGGAAACCUCUGAUUAUGGAAAGAAUGAAGAGUCCACACAAGCUUUACUUCGUAAACUUGAAGCUACCAAGCUGGACAUGGAUGGUUUUAGGCCCCGGAUCGAGAAAGUACAGGAGACGGGUGCCAGCUUAAUAAACAAAGACAGCCCAGAGAGUUCAGCCAUACUUUCAAAGCUCCAGGGGAUCAUAGCAGACUAUCAGUCUCUCCUACAGAAGGCUGAGUCCCAGAGAAAAUGCCUGCAAGAACAAUUCCAGGUCUAUCAGUUUGAAAGAGAAUUCCAGCUGGUGGAUGCAUGGCUUUCCAGUAAACAGUCUGUAGCAGAGUCCGACGACUAUGGGCAGGACUUAGAUGAUGUUGAGGUGCUGGAGAAAAAGUUUAAAGAUUUUGUAAACGAGGUGAAACCUCUGGGACAUUCCAAAGUUGUUUCCUUAAAUGAGUUAGCAUCUAAACUAGAGAAGGAAGGCCACAGCAAGAUGGACAUUAUCCGGAAAAGAACAAAGCAAAUCAAUGAGACAUGGGAGAAACUAUGCCAUGCCAUCCAGUCAAGGACAGAGAAUCUAAGAGCAGCCCGGCAAGUUCACCAGUAUGAUCAUGAUGUGGAUGAAGUAAAGGGCUGGAUGCAGGAAAAAGAGGCAGUAGUGGAUAUAGAAGAUUACGGAUAUGAUCUCCCAGGUGUACAGACACUUCUCAGCCAGCUUGAGGGAGUAGAGAGAGAUCUAGGAGCCAUCAUGAAAGAGCUAGAACGGAUUCGAGGAGAGGCUUGGCACCUCAGCCGCACAUACCCUCAAGUCAAGGAAAACAUCAUGGAGAGACUCACAGAUGUGGAUGAGUGCUGGGAAAGCCUGGACAAGAAGUUUCUGGAGAGGAAGGCAAGACUGAGCCAGGCAGAACAAGUCCAGCUCUACUUCAAUGACUGCAGAGAACUGAUGGCCUGGGCCAAUGAGAUGCAUGCACUAGUGAUAUCUGAGGAACUGGCAAACGAUGUCCUGGGAGCUGAACUGCUUAUCAAGCGCCAUGAGGAAUAUAAGCGUGAGAUAGAAAAGCAGUGGCUAAAGUACGAAGAAAUGCAGCAGGCAGGAGGUGACCUGAUGAAGAAUGGACAUUUCAUGUCUGUGGAGAUUGAAGAAAAACUGUUAGAACUGUCAGAGCUGAUGAAGAAGGUAAAGGAGAGCUGGGACAUGAGGAAAGAGUUAUAUAAAGAAAACUGGGAGAUUCAAUUGCUCCGCAGAGAGUUAGAACAAGCAGAAGCAUGGCUGACUGCCAAGGAGAGCUUUCUUUCAGAUCCUAGCUAUGGGGAUUCAGUGUCUGAAGUAGAGGAUUUACUGAAGAAACAUCAUGAUUUUGAGAAGAUGCUUGCAGCUCAGGAGGAGAAAUUUGCUCAGCUGUCUCAAAAGAGCAGAAGGGAGAUGAAUAUUCCGAAACAAGUGGACACAGAAGAGACUGAGCAGAAGGAUAAAGGCAAAGUUGUACGGGUUCCCUCUCUGAAAAGAAAAACAUCUGACAAAAGGAAUACACGACCACAAGUGACUGAGAUAAAGAGCACAACGCCACCGCCAUCUGGGCCCUUACCCAGCCUGUCCCAGAGGGCCACACUUGAAACUAUUUUCUCCCCUGUUGAAAAGUCUCCAUCGACAUUCCAACAAUUCACUGCUGGGGGACUCCCAGAAGUGCUGAGCAGCAACAAAACAGAAACGAAAGCUGAGAAGAGGCUCAGUGAGAUUAUCACUCCACCUACACCGACGACAGUGGGUCCACAAGCUACAUCUUUGGAAAGUCGAAGUUCUUUAAACUCUCCUUUAUCUCCUACUCCCAUAAGCCAGCAACGCAGCAGCAGUUUGUCAGAAUCGCAUGCCACAGGGCUUUUAUCACCUCAGGAAAAAAGUGCUAAAGGCUCCUCUUCCUCCAACCUGCAGACAAAACUAAUGGCAACUCCAUCUGAGCCUGACCAAAGGUCACUAGAUAAACAACCAAACUCACUGCUGUCUAACUCCUCUUGGGAGAGAUUAGAAAAUACAUCUUCGGUUUCUUCAAGUCUCCAGCACAUGGAGGGGUUCCUAGAAAAGAGAGACCAGCUCCUUCCAGGAAGACAACAGCCAAGCUCAAGGUCUUGGAAAUCCUUCUAUGCAAAACUUGAUGGCUUGAAGUUGGAUUUCUAUAAUGAUGAAAAAGAAGCAUCUAAGAACGUACCCACACUCCUGUCCCUCAGCAUUCCUGGUGCCAAAUGUGACAGGCUGGUAAAUUACAUCAGGAAAGAGAACGCCUUCAUGUUGCGGCUGAGAGAUGGGGCAGAGUAUUUCUUCGCAGCACCUUCUCAGACACUGAUGGAGGACUGGCUGCAAUCACUACAAAAUAAUAUAGGACACAGUAACAGAUCGCAUUCCUCAAUGACGCCGCAGCCUUUUGCUCCAAACACAGAGACCUCCCAGACAAGAAUGUGGGACUUUCCAGUAAGAGACUCUGCUGAAAAACUAACCAGCAAAAGCUCACUCCUGAGGAGAACACCAUCCUUCAAAAUCAAACCAGACAGAGCGUCUGCAGAAUUUUCCCGAAAUUUUAAGGGAGAUGGGACUGCUGUGACACGAGCCUCCAUCACCACUCUGAGUUUAGAACAAAGUGGUAAUAAACCAAAACUGCAUCCAUCUCUACUAGAAGCAGAAAAAGAAAAAUGA